AUGCAAUUUUCACGUGAUAUUUUACUUCGUUCAUUAAUUGAACAAGGUAAAGGUACAGUUUAUUUCAUUCCAUCACCAUUAUUACUUGCAUCAGCAUGUCCCCUUAAUGGUAAUCAAUAUAAACAAGCUUAUGAUGAUGUAGUACAACAUCUUCUCAAUUCUAACUUAGUUAAUAUUGAUGGUUUAAACCAUGAUUCAUUAACAAAAAAUACUAUUGAGUAUUUUUCUCGUCAUAAAUAUGCAGAUUUUACUUCUACAAAAUCAAUACCAUAUAUAUAUUAUCAAUGUAACGCUCUAUUUACUUCAUCAUCAAUAGGAAAUCAAAGUCGAAUGAGUGAAAUGAGUGAGGAUGGACAUUCAAUGUUUAAAAUAGUUUAUUUUAUAACAAUACUUACUCAACGUUCAUUAUUUUCACGUUAUGAAAACUUUGACCAAUAUCUUCUUCGCGAUUUACUUCAAUUACAUUCUCAUCAACUAGAAAAAGCAUUUGGAGAAAAAAUUACUUAUAAUCAAUAUACAAAAGGACGUAUUCUUGAACAAGAACAAAUCAAUGAAUUAACAUUUCGUCUUCUUAUUCGUUAUAAUAUACAUCAAGAACAAAAUUCAUUUGAAAUCGAUAUCAAUUAUUUUUUUAAUGAUUCAUAUAGUGAUCAAUUUGCUGAUACAUAUAUAUCACUUUUUCAUACACCAAUUACAAUGGCUAUUCAAAAUGGUUGUUUAUCUAUUGCUGAAAUUUUAUUAUCAAAUAUAUCUUUAAAUACAAAUACACACUGGGGAACAUUAGCUAUGUAUGAAUUAGAAACAUGUGUUGAUCAAUUAUUUACUCGACGUGGAAAAAUAACUUUUGAUAUGUUUACAACAUUUUGUACAUCAAUUGCAAAUAUUCAUUCAGAUGAAGCAAUUAUUCAACAAAGAAUAUUUGUUCAUGCAUUAGCAACAUGUAUUAAAUAUAAAGCUAAAAUAGAAUUAGAACAUCUUAUUAAUAAUUAUGCAAAUAUUUACUAUGAUAGUUGUGAAAAAUAUCCAUCAGAUAUUCGUCAUAAUAUAUUAUCUUAUUGUGUUGUUCGUAAUCAAGCAGUAAUUCUCGAAGAGUUAAUGUCCGCUUUUUCAUCUCUAAAUUCCAAUAGUUCACAACUUUAUAUAUCAUCAUUAUUUAAUCAAUCUUCGGUAUCAACAAAUUCUCUUACAGCAAUAUUUAAUACGAAUCCAAAUAAUAAAACAAAAUCAUUUGGAAUAUCAACAACAAAUAUUGCCAUACAUUCAUAUACAGGUGAUGAAUAUCGUCAAUGUCGUCGUAUACGAAAUACUGCUAUAGCACAUCAACAGAAACAUAAUCCAAAUCAAUACUUAUCUAGUCAAGAUAAUAGUACUUCUACUCCCCACCCAAUAGGUGAUAGACCACAGCCACGUCCAUCCCGCUUUUGGCGUACGGUUCGUUCAUUACAAAUAGGUUUUCGUCAACGUGGUCGAACAGGUCAAUAUGUUCAACAAAUAAAUAAUUCUGAUCCAACGGAUCAUCGAACAACUACAGGAACAUCAUUACAAAUAAUAAACGAAGAUGAAAGUGCAUUUCGUCGAGCUGAUCUUGAAGUUGCUCAACCUGUUUUUAAUGAAUUACCAGCAACAAUGCCUAUUAUGCCACAACCUGUUUUUAUUUCUCUUACUUCAAAUGAUCAAGAAGAUGAAAAAGAUAUAAUACCAAUUACUGGUCAAACUUUAUUACAUAUUGCAGCAAAAUUACCUGAUCAUGAUGAUAUUGUUCGUGUUCUUAUUGGUGAAAAUAAUAAUAUGACUUCUCUAGUCAAUUCAAGUGGACAAAUUCCUUUACUUUGUGCUAUUCAAGCAGGUAACACAUUAACAGCACAGUUAUUAGUAGAAGCUGAUCCUCAUUCAUUAAUAACACUUGAUAAUAGAAAAUCAAGUGUUUUUCAUUAUUGUUGUGAAACAAAAAAUGAUCUUCUUCUUGCAAGUAUGUUAAAUCUUUUACGACGUUUAAGUGCAAAUCAAUCGGUUCGAGUUCAAGCAUUACAAAAUUUAACUGAACCAAAUGCAGACGGACAAACACCAUUUUCAAUCGCAUGUUAUAAAGGUAGUAUAAAAUGUUUAAAACAAUUAUUUGGUUCAAAAUGGUUAUUACGACGUGUUCAUGCAUCGAAUAUAAUAACAUCGGAUGGAAUUAAAAAAUGUAUUGAUAAUAAUCAAAUCGAUAUAAUUAAUUAUCUUGUUAGUGAUCUUCGUCGAUUUCGUGUUAUUAUAUCAAUACUUAUUGAUGUUGUUUUUACUGAACCAGUUCAUCCAUCAACAGAUAUGGUUGUUGCACGACGUCAAUAUAAUGUUCUUGAAUAUGCUAUUUUAUUGAAAAAAACUGAAUUUGUUAAAACAUUUGUUAGUGUUUCUGUACCAAAAACUAUUGAAAAAAAAGCUAAUGUUGAUGAUCAUAUUGCAGUUGUUCGGAGUAGUAAUGUUGUUACACUUGAACCAUUAUUACAUGAUGAAUAUAAACGAUUUUUAACACGAUAUUCAUUACCAUUUAAAUAUGAUCAAUUCGAUCAAACACCCAUUCAACGUAUGUUAAAAGUACCGGCAUUAAUACCAUUUGUUCCUAAUUUACUUGAACAAUUUCUUGAUGGUGAUGGUAUGGAUUUAUCAGUUAUAGAUGAUUGUCUUUGUUCAAAACCAAAAUCAUCACGUUGUAUAUUUGGACAAAAUAGUUCAAUACAUAAUACAAGUCAAACAGUCAAUAAAAAAGAUAAUUUUACACCAGCUCAAUGGAUAAAAGAACAUCCACUUAAUUUAAUAUCUGAAUGUGAUUAUGCACCUAUUUAUGAUCAUCCACUUAUUUUAACAACUGUGGAUAGUAAAGCAGAUUUAUUCGGCAAUCUUCUUUAUUUAUUUAUUCUUCUUAUACAAGCACUUUAUGUUAUUUUAUAUACGGGAGUAACACUUGUUACACGAACACCAAAAUUUUAUCAACAUACAUAUGUUGAAUUUGAAAAUGAUACAUGUAUUGAUAUGUGUGAUAUAUUAACGAAUGGAACACAUAAUUUUGAUUAUUCUGAUGAUGGAACAUUUAUAUUAUAUAUAUUUCGUUUUAUAUUAUUUCUAUUUUCAUGUGCAGCUUUAUUGAAAGAAUUUUAUCAAAUAUUAACACAGCGUGGAAGAUAUUUUCGUGGAUUCUUUCUUAAUCUUUUAGAAAUCAUAACAUAUUCAUGUGGAAUUAUAUUUGCUAUGGAUACUAAUAAUUGUUCGAAAUAUUCUAGUCUUCGAUGUAAAUAUCAAUAUGAUUUUGGUGCAUUAGGUGUUGCAUCUGUAUGGACUGUACUUUUACUUGUAUUUGUUAAUUCACUUAAACUUGGAAAAUAUGGUCUUUUAUUUAUAACAAUAUUUUUAACAUUUAUAAAAUUUUGUUUUAUUUAUGUUUUCAUAUGGAUUGGUUAUUUAUUUGCUUUUCAUAUGUUAUUAACACAAAAUCCAUCAUUUGAAACUGUAUUUACAUCAAUACCACGAAUGAUUGCAAUGUUAACUGGAGAAUUUAAUUUUGAAAAUUUAUUUUAUACGGAAGGAGAACCUGUACGUGGUACAACAAUGGCUAAAGUUAUUUUUUCAACAUUUGUCUUUGUUGUACACAUUUGUGUUAUGAAUAUAUUGAUUGGUUUAGCUGUAAGUGAUGUAAAUGAUUUUCAAAAAAAUGCUAAACGUGAAAAUUUACGUUCAAGAAUUUUGACAGUUUUAAAUUUUCAAGCAAAAUUUGGUCCACUUUGUAGUGCAUCAUCAAAAUUGAUGUUUACUUUAGGUCGUAAUUUUCCUCAAUUUUUAACUGGUUUGAAAUUUGAUGUUACGCAGUUAUCAUUACGCAUAAAACCAAUACAAGUACCAAAUCGUGCAAUGCGUCUUAUUCAAUGCCGUGUUGGAUAUGUACCAAUGAAAAAAACUAAGGAAAUUACAUCUAAUGUUGUUCAAGAUAGAGAAAAUGUACAAGAAAUUUUUAAUGAAAAUUUAAUACAUAAAGUUAAUGAGAUUCGUGAAGAAAUUGAUAAAACACAAUUAAAAUUUACACAAGAACUUCAUCGAUUAACAAUCAAUUUAUCAAAAUUAAUCGAUAAAUGA
This is a messenger RNA of Adineta steineri, 4107 nucleotides long. NCBI's taxonomy places the organism in Eukaryota, Metazoa, Rotifera, Eurotatoria, Adinetida, Adinetidae. The record is from the annotation of a GenBank genome assembly.